Molecule: messenger RNA, 387 nt
Organism: Adineta ricciae
Lineage: Eukaryota; Metazoa; Rotifera; Eurotatoria; Adinetida; Adinetidae
Source: the annotation of a GenBank genome assembly
AUGAUGCAAAAAUUAAAUGCAGUAUUUAACUUUAUUUCGGCGCUGGGAGAGUUUAAACGGCGAUUUUUAUUUGGAAAUCUCUGUCGUUUGUCUGAUAAGUUCAAAGUUCAAUUAUCGUGGCAUUUUUCCGCAACAGCCCACGGCAAGGGUGUCGUCGACGGCAUCGGGAGGACAAUUAAACGUUUGGUUUAUUUAGCAAUAUUAAGUGGACAAAGUUGUGAUUUAGCAGCUGAUUUCGUUCGUAUUGGUCAAACAAAAACAACAGCGAUUGAACUCAUUGAAAUGGAACAAUAUCGAAUCAAUCAUUCGAAAGCACAAUUGGAAGGUUUUUUCAGUCACUUAAAUCAGUACCAGAAACAAAGAAAAUACAUUCUGUCAAAGCACUAG